Messenger RNA from Megalops cyprinoides (Indo-Pacific tarpon), 3275 nucleotides. Its product is annotated as transmembrane prolyl 4-hydroxylase-like. The record is from RefSeq and is a predicted model, not a curated record. Gene Ontology annotation, molecular function: L-ascorbic acid binding; procollagen-proline 4-dioxygenase activity; iron ion binding. Bases 741 to 2216 code for a protein of 491 amino acids. NCBI's taxonomy places the organism in Eukaryota, Metazoa, Chordata, Actinopteri, Elopiformes, Megalopidae. Gene Ontology annotation, cellular component: endoplasmic reticulum. Gene Ontology annotation, biological process: peptidyl-proline hydroxylation to 4-hydroxy-L-proline. The transcript is spliced from 9 exons.
UACACUCAACUGUGUAGUUGUCAGGGCAAUGGCGUCUUUCUCCCUAUUUAUUGCGCACGAAUUCCGUUGUCAGUGGUAAGAGAGUGUGACUAUGUACAAAGUAACGGGAUAAACGGAUUGUCGCUUCAUUUUGACCACAUAAGACGACCAUCGAAGGAAACGCCGAUUUACUAGUAAACAGAUAAGAUGAUUGGGACGCUUAGAUGUUGGGAUUUUUGGAGAUGGCUUGCUAGCUACCCCGAUAAGUGGUUGUAGCAAGAUAGGCAGCUAGCUAGUUAACGUUACUUUAAAGGCCAACGUAGCUAGCUAUGUGUGUCAUCAAGAGGCACUUUGUUUGAAUUAAGCUAUUUUGUGCCACUGACUAGCUAGCUAGUUAUCCAAUGCCAUGAAGAUUCUGUUUUGCUAAUUAGCUAUCAGACUAUGAAAAUAAUUUUAUUCGACAGCUAACAUUAGCUAACUAAGGAUAAAUAAGUGCCAGGCACGUUCUAAGUGUAACGUCAACGUAACAGCACUGUCGAAUUUAAUAUAACGCUACCUAACGAGGUGGAAAGUUUGCAAGUUAACGUUAGCUAGCUCUGUUAUUGCACAUAUGUUAGCGUUUACUGAGCGGUUAGCUUGAAAACUAGCAAGGGUGUUCGCACAGGUUUAACGCCACCGUCUUUGGUAGAAAACUAACGUUAGGCAAUCGACUGGACUAGCUAACACAGUUCAUUAGCAAGUUACAUAUUUAGGUGAAUACUAUGGAAUCUCAGGAAUGCAUCCCGGACACUGUGUCCUCCACUAUCCCUUCACUUCCACGACAAGCGCGAGUGCAUCUGCAGAAAGGCAGCGUGUGCUCACGCACCUACUUCGUGGUGGUGAUGGUCUUUUUUCAUGUUUACAUUAUCAACGUCAUUGCCCUGCUUCUCUACGUGCACUAUAACACUGGUCCAGGAGAAAUAGGUACUUCCAGCGGAGAGCCAACGAUAACCAGGGAGAGCAGCACUCGCCGUGCUUUUCCUGACCGCGAUCGGUCUCCUGACCUUGGGUCCCACGUGAUGGUCCACCUUCCACGCAUUGAAGGGAUUCGGGUAGGACAUGUCCAGAAAGUUUCGCUGGUGGAUGGCAGAGUCCAUGAGAUGCGGACCCUGAGUCUGAAGCCCUUGCUUUUUGAGAUCCCAGACUUCUUGUCGGAGGAGGAGUGCCGACUGGUGGUGCAGCUGGCUCGGCUGAAGGGCCUUACAGAGAGCCAGGUCUCGGUCCCCGACAGCCAAGAAGAAACUGCUGAUCUGCUGGACCUCAGUCCCGAGGAAGUCUUCAACCUGCUGGACCUCAACCAGGAUGGACAGCUACAACUUCAGGAGAUCCUGACCCACUCGAGCGCUCGGGACAGGUUCUGGCUUACCCCGGAGAACUUGCAGGAGAUCUAUGCUGGGCUGAAAGCCGACCCUGACCGGGACGGCCUUCUGAGCCUCGGAGAGUUCAAGCGCCUGAGCAGCAAGGCACUGUGGCGCUUCUCUCCACAGCUGGGGGGGAAAAGGAGCCAGCCAGUGCGGAACAGCAGGCACACCUGGCUGUACCAGGGUGAAGGGGCACACCAUGUGCUGCGGGCCCUCAGGAAGAGAGUGAUUCGACUGACCCAGCUGCCCCCCCUGCUGGUGGAACUGAGUGAACCGCUGCAGGUUGUGCGAUACGAGCAAGGGGGCCACCACUACGCCCACUAUGACAGCGGCGCAGUCCACCCCGAGACCGCCUGCACCCACAGCCGCCUGGCAGCCAACAUCUCCACCCCGUUUGAGACAUCCUGUCGGUACAUCACAGUGCUGUUUUACCUGAACUCUGUGGAGGAGGGCGGGGAGACCACCUUUCCUGUAGCUGACAACAGGACUUAUGAGGAAGAGGCUCUGAUCCAGAAUGAUGUUGAUCUUCUUGACACCCGCAAGAACUGUGACAAGGGAAACUUGAGAGUCAAACCAACACAAGGAACUGCGAUUUUCUGGUACAACCACCUCUCUGAUGGCAAAGGCUGGGUAGGUGAACUGGAUGAGUAUUCCCUGCAUGGAGACUGUAUAUUACCCCGAGGAACCAAGUGGGUUGCCAACAACUGGAUCAACAUUGACCCCGACUACCAGCGCCAGGCCCGCUACCAGAAACUGGUGGCCCAGAGGCAACAAGAUGAAGCACAGAGUGGCGAGAGGAACUCUGACGAGCACAGUGACCUCCACCAGGACCUAUAGCCCAUAGCCAUCUUUAAACAGACUCAUUGUCCCAAAUUGACCCAGUAUCCCUCACAUAUCAGGUUCAUUCCAUUCUCCCCUCUUAGAUAAGUUUGCUCAACUCUACAGCAGAACCGAAAUCCUGUUCAAAAAUACACUGAAACAGAUCUAAGGUCAGUCUUUGGGUACAGAAGUGACCGAUACCCACCUCAAUCCUGAUUGCACCCAAAACUUGUCGACCCCACCCAGCUCUGUACCGCCAUCCUUGACUACCUCCAUGUUCACACAUCCCAAACCUUCAGUGUGCUUCCUCUGCCUCAGCCUCUGCUUCUGCCAGCGAGCUUCCUUUGCCUUGCUCUGUGGUCAACUACCAUGGUUAAAGUUACUACAAAACUACUUGUCACCAAGGCCUGCAGGGUUUCUCCCUCCCCCAGAGACACAAGGGUAACACAGGAACACAUUUCUUUGUUGUUUAACUGUAAAAUAGAUAUUACAGUCUAGCUCUUGGUGUGAAGCACUUUCCAUGGAAAUCACAGUCUCUGCCAAAUACAACCUUAAAAUUCAUUUUUCACAAAUGUCAGGAUCAAAACUGCUUGAGGCACUCUCUCAUUCUCUCACAGUCAUGUAAAAGUUUGUUCCUGUAUCUGUAUAAGCUGUCUUCAUUUUGUUUUACCUCUUUGCCACAUCCACUCACGUUAAAGUUAGCACAUUGCUCUGGCAUGGUCUCUAGAUAUGUUCUGCACCAUGGCUCAGAUUCACCAGUCAUUUGGCUUGAAAGCCUUGGGGUGGCCUGAAAUCUUUAGAUUAAUUUCUGUGUGUAUUUUUACAUGCUGCAAGGUCCAGCUUCCUUCUUAUACAGUUGGUUUUUAAAGGGUGAAAUAAUGUGUAUGUGAUUUGAUAUAAGGUAUGUUCUGACAUUUACCUUCAUGUUGCUACCUAAUUGUUCACCUCCUUUCUCCAGACCCAUACAGGCAAACAUUCACUCUGAAGUGAUAAAACUAUAGGCUAAUAUGACUGUAUUGUUCUGAUUAUUGCAGUUUAUUUAUCAGUACAUUCAUUUGCAAAUAUAUAAUAUUUUUA